CCUUAUAUGGAGGGAUUCUCAGGAAAAGAAAAGUAGUUUCUUAAGUGAAUCAAGUAGAGGGAGGGGCGCAGGGAGUUGAGUCGGACUGGUCUGAUUAGGGCUAGAGCCAGCGGCUGGUACAGCCCAUUAUAGCUGCUGCUGCUUCUCUGUGGCACUGCCCCUCCUGUUUCAUUGGCGUAUUGUCGCACUGAGGCGCCGCGCUUUGUACCGUUACAUGCUACAGGCGCUUCGCUACAUUGUAUCGGCGCACUAUUGGGUUAUACGGACGCGCUGUUGGAUUGGACAAGCUUUUUUUGCAGUCUAGAGCGCUUAAAUCGCAGCUUACACCGCUGAUUCUGACUUCUAGGAGCCCGGACUUAGCCUUGCACUAUCCACACUUACUUCCCAACACUCGGACUGAUUUUUGAAGUCUCACAAUGGCCCUUAGCGCUAAGUGGCUCUGUUUUGCCUUUGCCAUUAUCUUUGGUAUCUGCUGGGCAGGGGCAUCGGAGGAGCCAUGCUAUGGGAACGUCGGGGACACAGAGGUAUAUGCUCCAUUUGGAAGCUGGGCUCUGUUUAACUGCACCCACAACUGCACUAAAGCUGACUGGGAGUCACGAUUAAUAAAGAGGAACAAAAUUGAUGGACCUGGCUGGGUUUCUGUUGAAGUUGGAGUUGGAGUUACUGAUAAGGAAUGGAAAGCAUCAGAAAUAGCCUGCACUGUUCUGUCACGUGGAGAAGCAGUUGAUAACUUCGUCACAGUAAUUCCUUAUGAGAUUCCCCGUUUGGUGACGUUAGACAUGGAGGACAUGCUGGAAGAAGGGAAAUCAUACAUUAUCACCUGCACCGUACACGGAGUGGCACCUAUUCAGAACCUCAGGGUCACAAUGUUGAGAGGAAAAGAGUUGAUUUACAAUAAAACAUUUAAGGAUGACUUGACUCGUAAAGCUGACAACAUUACAGAAGCAGUAACGUAUCAAAUCACAGCUGAGAGAAGUGACAACAUGGAGGACUUCUCCUGCCAGGCCACCCUUGCACUGGGCACAGUCAUUGGGAACGUUACAGUACCGUCAUCUAAUGUCACGGUUAGAACAUUUGCUCUGCCAGACAAACCAAAGCUUGAAGUUAAUCAGUGGAUUAAAAAUGGCACCCGGCAAAUGGCCACAUGUAAAGUCUCCAAUGCCUUUCCCCCUGAACACCUGAACCUGACAAUGAUCUUUAACACUAUAACCCUCAGCAUGAAUAAAAUCAAGAUGGCUGAUGGCAGCGUGUUAGGAUCUGCUGAAAUUCCUCCUGACACUUUAUUAGGGACUUACCGGCUUCUUUGCAAAGCUGAGCUUGUCAGUCUGUCCUCCGAAGCCUCCACUGAUAUUCACAUUUAUGAAUUGCCAGAUAUCAGCUUCACUGUCUCGAAUGAUUCAGUCCUUUUGGGUGACUCCAUAACAGCCUCCUGCUUGUUAAAUAAUAAUAACUCCGAUCCAUACGGCGUAACCAUCAGGUUGAACGGGGAAGAAAUCUGUAAAGACCCAGCCAUGGACUGUAAUGUCCCUGUGAAUAGAAGAUCCCCCCAGUCACUUGUCUCCUGUGAAGCUUUCAUUAAAGAUAAUACAGACAUAACUGUAAGGAGAGAGAAAAGCCUCACCGUGCACUAUUCCCCACAGUUCCAGGAUGAUCAGUGCCCAGGCCACUUUGCCCUAAGAGAAGGAAAUAACGGUCCCUUUAAAUGCCAGGCUGAUGGGAACCCCCCUCCCACAGUCACAUGUAGCAGUGAUAGCUGGAUCCUUCCAACUGAUCGAACAUUUGAUAUAAACAAAACACACUCCGGGAGUUAUGAGUGCCAGGCUACUAACAUGCAUGGAGUCCAAAGCAAGUCUGUAAUGGUGGAAGUGCAAUAUCCUCCGGCGACUCCUAACAUUACAGCAGUACCAACAGCCACUAUCCCUAAGGGUGGGGCACUCAAUGUAACAUGUUGGGCUGACGGUCUCCCUCAACCUGAGUAUCGUUGGGUGAUUCCUAAUGGCGCCAGUGUGGUUUACAUGAAUAAUAACAGUGUGAUCUUUAUCCCAGAAGCCUCGACUUCUCAUAGCGGCAACUACACUUGUCACGCUGUAAACCAACAUGGGGAAAGUCCAGUAGCCCUGGUAAUUACAGUUACAGAUUAUACGCUUGUAAUCAUCCUUUGUGUCGUGGGGUUUUUGUUCCUUAUUAUAAUUAUAAUAGCCAUAGUAUGUUUGAUGCUAUGGAAAAAAAACAGAAGAGGCUUUUACGACUUAUUUAAACCAAAACAAGAGAAACGGCAAGAAGAGGAGAUGACUCCAAUGAAGACACAAUGUAACAGCCACUGAAGGUUAUAACAAGACACUGGGACUGAAUAACUCACCUUGAUACUGGGGCGGCUAUUCCCAGACUGGAGACCAGUGCAGCCUGCCCAGUCGCUAUAUGAAUGGAUACACUCCCUGCAGGCUUAUAUUCAUUGUCAUUAUAGCACCACUCUCUGUAUGGCAGACUUCCAUCUUAAGAAGAAAUAUCUCACAAAGUUAAGAGCUACCAGAGAUGCCUCAUUGCCUGUACUGAGAGGAGCCAUAUCCCAUUUGCGCUGCGCACUUCCUGGCAAUCCACUACAGCAAGAGAUAGGAGGAAGUCAAGCGCGCUUGAAAAUCUCUUCCCUGAAACCUGUUCUUGUGACUGCUAACAGCAAUGUCCUAUCAGUAUCAUCGUGUAUCUGCGUAUGAAGGGUUUCUUUUAAUUUUUGAAUGUUACAGUGUUUAUAUUA
Molecule: messenger RNA, 2752 nt
Organism: Xenopus tropicalis (tropical clawed frog)
Lineage: Eukaryota; Metazoa; Chordata; Amphibia; Anura; Pipidae
Product: intercellular adhesion molecule 5
Exons: 8
Coding region: 417-2324 (635 amino acids)
Biological process (GO): cell adhesion; signal transduction; cell-cell adhesion
Cellular component (GO): membrane; plasma membrane
Molecular function (GO): integrin binding
Source: RefSeq, a predicted model, not a curated record